CCGGCCGCCGCCGAGCAGGCAGCAGCCGCGUCAGGGCCGUCCGGGGGCCAAGCCGGCGAUGCCCGCAGCCCCCUCGGCGCCCCGCGGGACCCGCUGACUUGCCCCCGGGCCAGGGUCACACCGGGCCGGGCCGGGCCGCGCACCGCGGCGCUGCCUGCAUGACCCUCCGGCGGCGCGGGGAGAAGGCGACCAUCAGCAUCCAGGAGCAUAUGGCCAUCGACGUGUGUCCCGGGCCCAUCCGGCCUAUCAAGCAGAUCUCCGAUUACUUCCCCCGCUUCCCGCGGGGCCUCCCCCCAACCGCCGCGCCCCGCGCCCUCGCGCCCCCGGACGCCCCCGCGCGCUCGCCCGCAGCCAGCGCCGGCCCCCGCAGCCCCUCCGACGGCGCCCGCGACGACGACGAAGAUGUGGACCAGCUCUUCGGAGCCUACGGUGCCAGCCCAGGCCCGAGCCCCGGCCCCAGCCCCGCGAGGCCGCCCGCCAAGCCCCCCGAGGAGGAGCCGGACGCCGACGGCUACGAGUCAGACGACUGCACUGCCCUGGGUACGCUGGACUUCAGUCUGCUCUAUGACCAGGAGAACAACGCACUGCAUUGCACCAUCAGCAAGGCCAAGGGCCUGAAGCCGAUGGACCACAAUGGACUGGCUGAUCCCUACGUCAAACUUCACUUGCUGCCUGGAGCCAGCAAGGCAAAUAAGCUCAGAACAAAAACUCUGCGGAACACCCUGAACCCCUCAUGGAACGAGACCCUCACUUAUUAUGGCAUCACGGAUGAGGACAUGAUCCGAAAGACCCUGAGGAUCUCCGUGUGUGAUGAGGACAAAUUCCGCCACAAUGAGUUCAUUGGAGAGACUCGAGUGCCCUUGAAGAAGCUGAAGCCCAACCACACCAAGACCUUCAGCAUCUGCCUGGAGAAGCAGCUGCCGGUGGACAAAGCAGAGGACAAGUCCCUAGAAGAGCGUGGCCGCAUCCUAAUCUCCCUCAAAUACAGCUCACAGAAGCAGGGCCUGCUUGUGGGCAUCGUGCGCUGUGCACACCUGGCUGCCAUGGAUGCUAAUGGCUACUCGGACCCCUAUGUGAAAACAUACCUGAAGCCAGAUGUAGACAAGAAAUCCAAACAUAAGACCGCAGUGAAGAAGAAAACACUAAACCCAGAAUUCAAUGAGGAGUUCUGUUACGAGAUCAAGCAUGGAGACCUGGCCAAAAAGACACUGGAGGUCACUGUCUGGGAUUACGACAUUGGAAAAUCCAAUGAUUUCAUCGGUGGAGUGGUUCUGGGCAUCAAUGCCAAGGGUGAGCGCCUGAAGCACUGGUUUGACUGCCUGAAGAACAAGGACAAGAGGAUUGAGCGUUGGCAUACACUCACCAAUGAGCUCCCAGGGGCUGUACUCAGCGACUGACUGUCCCAUCUGCUGCCACCCACCCUUGCCACCCGGCCCACACAGGUCCAACCCUGGGUUUUCUCAGCUGCCACCAAGGGCUGUGGCCCUCACAAUGGGCAAGAUCCAGGUUGUCUGCUCGGACAUAGCCACUGCAGCCCCUACUAGGAGGCUAAGAGGCCAAGAGCACCCAACCUCCCUCAGAGGGACAGGAAAACACAACAGGAAACCUGUUUCAGCUCCCCUGGCACCCAGGAGGGCCAGAGCUGGGAGGAAUCCUCAGUCUCAGCUUUGUCCAAAGGAAGGGCUAUCUACAGCGAGGACCUAUUGGAGGUGAGGGGUGGAGCCCUGCUGCAAUCACAGAAAUGGGGGAUACUCUGGCUGCCUGGAGACAGAGGGAGGACUAUGGGCAGACAGAGCCCAGGACUCCAGGACAGUGUAGCCAGCCAGAGCUUCCAACUUGCUAGUGCCUAGCAUUGAUGGACAAAUAAGAGUCCGUGAGCCUCUGGGGCGGGGUUUCCCAGUCUAGCAAGGCAUCUGUGUGCACAUAUUGCUACAAAGGGGUGAGGCACACCAGGACCAGCCAGUUGUCUGCAGGGGCUGUGGGGACUGCUGACUGCUGAAGGGUGGAGGGUAAGGGAGUCAUCCUAGGAGAGUCAUGGCUCAGCAGUCUUGAAAAGCCGACUGUGGCUUGAAAGCUAGGAGAAAACCAUAUACAGACCAAAGGAGACCUGAAAGAGGGUACCAGGGGACAGGGAGCCAUGAGGGCCUAGGGUUGCACUGGGGCAGCAGUUGGGUUUUUAGGCAGGAGGUGGGCUUGGGGAUGUGUACAAGCACUGGGGAAAAGGAAUGUUCAAACCCAAGCUCUCCGAUUUGAUCUUGCUUCCAAGGGGCCUCGAUGCACACUGCCCCCCUGCUCUCAGCAUAAAUAUCCAGUCGGCUUCAGGGAAGAGAAAGGGAUCUUACUAACAUGGAAAGAGGCAAGCAUCCCUCCUGCCCACCCAACUCUCCCUUCCUCAUCCCCUCAGCUCAAGUUGGUGUUAGGUCUCUCACCGCUACCUGUGGCAUCCUGGCCCUAUCAGGACGGCUGGUUGCCUUCAGGACUAGCAGUGGAAAAUAAGAGAGCCUUGUUUGGGGGAAGGCUGGUGAUAGGGGUUCUGCCUCAGGAGCUGAGAGCUCUGGCCUCACUUUCUAGGAAAGGAUAGGACACUUGUCAGUCUUGAAGCUCCAACUGCCGUCAGUCUUGAAGCUCCAACUGCCUCCUGCCAACUGGGGCUUCAGGAAUACAGGAGAAGCAGGGAACCAAGGAGUUCUACCAUCAUCUCAGAGCCCCAUUAAGACAUAGUGGUCCUGCCCUAAGACUGGAACCCUCCUACAACUGAAAUAAGGACUCAGCCCCAGGGCAUGAUUCCAAUCCAAAUGCUUGCCAGCCUUCCCUAGUUGGCAGGGAAAAUGGGUCUCUAGCCCUCCACAGCACUGAGCCACCUGUUGCUAGUAGAGACUGGAUUUCCCCCUUGAAAAGGCGUUGCCCCUGUUACUGAAUUGGCCUGUGCUUUCUUAUUGACUCUUCACCAUCCUGUGUGGUGGGAGACGUAGUCAAUCCAUUUUAUAGAUGAAAUGGUCCCAGAGUUAGUUGAUAAACUUCCAGGGCCACCAAGGUGCAAAGGGCUGAAGCAAAACUCCAAGCCCUUUGACUGAGGAUGAGGACUCCCAGGUCCUUCCCCCCUGAGUUAUUGGAGCUUGGUGAGGUCUGAGAAGUCUUGUUAUUGUCCGCCACCUCACCCUCUAGCUGGCUUUGAAAUCUUCUGUGCCAUUUAGGAUUUGCCAAAAGGCCACAGCCAAGCCCUAGAACUCAGCUGCCCCACCCCCAGCCUGAGGUCAAAGGACUUGGGGGACAGGCCUGAUGUUUUCCCCAUACAGCUAGAAGCGGGAGCAGUGUUUUAGUGCACCUGGUUGAGCUUUGAGUAACUCGGAUUUUGCCUUUUGGGGUGCUUCGUUCAGACAGGAGCUUGGAAACCUCUUGAAGAUACAGAAACAUUUUUUAGACACGAGGUGACUGAGGCUCAGCAAAAGAACGGGGCUCAGGUGGACAAGAAACCUGCGUCCCUCUGUUGCCCCAGGCAGUAAGUGGGCUUGGGUCUCAGUGAUGAUCCUUGCCAACCGCAGGCACAGGCAGGGUGAGAAGCAGGGCUUCUAGCCACCUCACGUGUAAGGUAAGCCCACUAAAAAGUGAUGGAACUUUCCCGGGAUCCUGGAACGUUAGUAAAUCUCUAGUACAUUGCAUCUCUGCUAAAGCGAAAAACCCCUUUGAGAGUUGCAAAUCAGUUCAGCCUUUCAUCCCAAACGAGUAUCUUUCUUCUGGCCCAUCAGCGUUGCAAAGAGGAAAUUUGAUACCAAAAACAAAGGUCAUUCCAAAGUACUGUCAGUAACCAGGACAUCUAUCUCUUGAUGUCCAUCACCCACCUCGCGUCCUGGUCUCCGCCCCGCCCACCGUCACCGUUAGCCAAUCCCCGAACGGGCCCGUCUUCCAACCCGGAGGCGGUGACCUCCUGACCUCUAGUGGUAAAAACGAGGAGCUGCACUUCCGUGGCCCGCCCGCCCGCCCGCCGAGCUCGGGCCAAGCAUGUCCUGCCCUUCUCCAGCCAAAUGAACCUCCCGAUGCAUGGACUCUGGCUGUCGUCGACACGGACUCGUGCACUGCUUACAGUUUUGCUGCCACGUGACGGCUGUAGAAUACAUCCUCAAACUGCAGCGCCACGACACAAUUUUUGUAAUCUUGUCUGACCUUCCCGAAGGUGUCCUUUUUAAGUCUUAUUUGUUAACAUUUAUAACGAUAUAUAACUCAAAGUAAAUGAAAACGUCGUACUGAGGUCACACUAGUUUGGAAGACUCCUUGGAAGAUCUAGAGGGAACAAGCGAAAGGCAACUGGAGCUUACAUGUGGUGUUUAUUUUUGUUUUUUGAAAUGCACUUGUAAACCAGUCUAGCAUCUAA
Molecule: messenger RNA, 4369 nt
Organism: Arvicanthis niloticus (Nile rat)
Lineage: Eukaryota; Metazoa; Chordata; Mammalia; Rodentia; Muridae
Gene: Doc2b
Product: double C2 domain beta
Biological process (GO): regulation of calcium ion-dependent exocytosis; spontaneous neurotransmitter secretion; exocytosis
Cellular component (GO): synapse; membrane
Source: RefSeq, a predicted model, not a curated record